Ostrinia nubilalis (European corn borer) is the source of this 4725-nucleotide messenger RNA. RefSeq names its product putative inorganic phosphate cotransporter. The transcript has 10 exons. NCBI's taxonomy places the organism in Eukaryota, Metazoa, Arthropoda, Insecta, Lepidoptera, Crambidae. The record is from RefSeq and is a predicted model, not a curated record. Gene Ontology annotation, molecular function: transmembrane transporter activity. Gene Ontology annotation, cellular component: plasma membrane. Gene Ontology annotation, biological process: transmembrane transport; monoatomic anion transport. Bases 200 to 1798 code for a protein of 532 amino acids.
CUUAGACGUAUGACAAUAUUCGCUAUACGUUCGCCGCAGACGCGCGCGCACCGCGAAUCGCUGAUAAAUUGACACACGAUAUUUUUUUGUCAUAAAAAGUGCCAGUGCUAAAAUUAUGUAGAAUAGUGAUUAGAAAUAAGUGACAUUUGUGAUUGGAUUAUUAAGUUUUUUUGCUGAAGUUAGUGUGUAAUAUAAGAAAAUGGAAGAGCACGAAGGACCAGAGCAGGCGCACAAACUACUUGGCCAGAAGACACAAGUCCAGAGAAGACCAGACAAUGCCCUUACAAAGACACUACGAUCAUGUUGCGUGAUACCCCAGCGUUACGUACUCGGAGUGAUGGGCCUACUAGGAGUGUGCAAUGCUUACACUAUGCGAGUAUGUCUGAACCUGGCAAUCACCCAGAUGGUGAUCCACGUACCGAAGAACACAACAGGCCUGCCACUCGGCUAUACUGAGCCUGACACUUGCCCCAAUGAGCUGCAUGCAAAGAAAGUUGCUACGAAUCCAUAUGCAAUGUUCGAAUGGGACGAAAAAACGCAAGGCCUUAUCCUCAGUGGCUUCUACUACGGGUAUGCGUCAACACAAGUCCUCGGUGGUUACUUGGCCGAGAAGUUUGGAGGAAAAUGGACCUUAGGAUUAGGUUUACUAAGCACAGCCUUGUUUACCUUUUUGACUCCAGUCGUGAUCAGAGCUGGAGGCGCUACGUGGCUGUUUAUUCUUCGAGUGCUUCAAGGAAUGGGUGAGGGACCAACGAUGCCAGCACUCAUGAUAAUGCUGGCGAGAUGGGUGCCCCCUCACGAAAGAGGGUUCCAAGGUGCCUUGGUGUUCGGGGGAGCACAGAUAGGAAACAUCUUCGGUUCAUACAUGUCUGGAGUGCUGCUGGACGAAGGCAGAGACUGGGCUUAUGUGUUCUACUUCUUCGGAGGGUUUGGUCUUCUCUGGUUCACAUUAUGGAGUCUUCUGUGCUACAGCACGCCCAACACCCACCCCUACAUUUCGAAGAAGGAGCUGAGCUACCUGAACACUCACGUGACUACAUCUGAGAACAAGUCUGCCAAAGACCCUGUGCCGUGGAAGGCCAUCCUUCGAUCAGCGCCCGCCUGGGCCUUAGUUUGUGCUGCGGUCGGCCACGACUGGGGCUACUACACCAUGGUGACCGACCUGCCCAAGUACUCGCACGACGUGCUCAAGUUCGACAUAGCCACUACCGGCAUCCUCACUUCCAUGCCUUAUGUCGCCAUGUGGAUCUGCUCCUUCCUAUUCGGGUUGAUCUGUGACCACUGCAUCAAGAAGGGCUGGCACACCAUCAAGACUGGCAGAAUUAUACACACUACCAUUGCGGCUACGGGCCCAGCGAUAUGCAUCAUUCUCGCUUCGUACGCGGGAUGUGACAGAACAGCUGCUAUGGCCUACUUCAUUCUUUCCAUGGCUCUGAUGGGAGGCUUCUACAGUGGAAUGAAGGUAAACGCCCUGGACCUUGCUCCCAACUAUGCAGGAAGUUUGACCUCAUUGGUCAACACGACCUCUACAUUCGCGGGGAUGGCCACACCUUAUCUAAUAGGGUUGAUGACGCCAAAUUCAACCCUAUCAGAAUGGCGAGGGGCCUUCUGGGUGUGUUUCGCAGUGCUCGUAGGCACAAACGUGGUGUACUGCAUCUGGGCGGACGGCAAGCAGCAAUGGUGGGAUGACGUCAGACAGUACGGGUACCCUCCAGGCUGGAAACACGGCUCUUUGAUCAAGGAAGAAGAGGUGGAACAACAACCAGAAUCGAUUAAACUGUCUGAUGGCAAGGAAUGAUGUUAAUAACUUGUUAGGUUUAAGUUAAGAAAUAGUUGAGAAUGUGAUGGCAGCGGGCUUUAAGCUCAUAAUAAAAUUAUCCCAAUGUAUAGUUAAAGUUUUUUAAUCAGGGCCUGUGCACACGUUUAUCUUCUGUAUCGCAAAACUGCGCGUUGUCGGUGUGUUCAAAAAUCGUGGUGUACACAAGCCCUUAGUAGAAAAUCAAUCAAAUUGUCACAGUGACCCUGAUUUGAUACCUAAGUACGUAUCAAGUAUAAAUACACUCAAGGAUAAAUUUAGGCCUGUAAUUGGUCCAAUUAUUGAAACUAAACCAGCAAUCACAGGUCUAAAUCUUAAAAGGGCUUCCUUUACCAUACGAGCCUUAGGAAUUAGGAAAUCGGUGCCAAUCGAAUAAAAUUAGUACAAGGGCAUAUUAAAAUAUUCUUGGUUAAUAUUUUUUAGCAAAAAGUAGACAAUAAAAUGUUAUAGGGUCGGUACCAAUCGAAUAAUUAGUAAUACACGAACGUAAUAAAAAAGCAACAAUAUUUUAUACGCAAAAGUACAAAAUAAAAUUGUAUGACCAUCGCAUUAUCACGAACCAGAUAAGUUCGAGUAGCUAUUUACGAUAACCAGUGAACUAGUCAGUGUGAAAUUGAAUGUAAGUGCAGUACAAAUAAAUAGUGCCGUAUUUUAUGAUAGUACUUACUGCAAAUAAAAUUGCCCAUAUCGGUGUCCCUAUCUUAUGAACUCCAUAAUAGAUUUAUGCCCGUUUUCACCAUCAAUCCACAAUUUUCAAGUUACCCCUAUGGUAACACAUUAGGUACAGGAAUUUUCACUUAACUCAUGGUCACUUAAAAAUUAGGGAUUGAUGGUGAAAACGAGCAUUUAGCCUUUAUUUUUAUGUACUUUAGAAUGUACUUAUUUUGUUACGUUAAUUAUCUUCUAUACUUAUAAUAAAUCUGUAGAGAGGUCAAUUCUGUACAUGAAAUAUAUUUUCAAAAUAACUAUCAGGGGGUGAUUAGUGAUCGAUACUGAUGCCAAAAAUGCAAUCAGUAAAAUUUUUGUCUGUCUGUCUGUCUGUCUGUCUGUCUGUCUGUCUGUCUGUCUGUAUGUUCCUUAUAGAAACAAAAACUACUCGACGGAUUUUAACGAAACUUGGUACAAUUAUUCUUCAUACUCCUGGGCAGGUUUUAGGAUACUUAGGAAUUCCCACGGGAACGGGCAUUAGCGGGAAAAUCCUUUUGUAUGAAAAAUCUAAACCGCUUAAGUUAGACGCUUGAAAUUUGGCAAGCAGAUACCUUAGUAAACUUAAAGCUUAGUUAUAACAGGAUAUUGCAAAAUUCCUACGGGAACGGGAAUUAGCGAGAAAAAACAUUUGUAUGAAAAAAUCUAAGCCACGUAACAUAGACGCUUGAAAUUUGGCAUGCAGGUACCUUAGUAAAUUUAAAGCUUAGUUACAACAGGAUAUUGCAAAAUUCUCACGGGAACGGGAGUUAGCGGGAAAAAACAUUUGUAUGAAAAUAUCUAAACCGCGUAAGUUAGACGCUUAAAAUUUGGCAUGCAGGUACCUUAGUAAACUUAAAGCUUAGUUACAACAGGAUAUUGCAAAAUUCCCACGGGAACUGGAAUUAGCGGGAAAUUCCUUUUGUAUGACUGACUCACUGACAUACCCACGCACAGCCUAAACGGCUAAACGUAGGCACUUGAAAUUUAUAAGGGACGUAGCUUAGGUACCGUAGAGGUGCACUAAGAAAAGAAUUCCCGAAAUUCCCACAGGAACAGGAAUUACCGGGAAAAUCCUUUUGUAUGAAAAAUCUAAACCGCUUAAGUUAGACGCUUGAAAUUUGGCAUGAAGGUCUCUUAGUAAACUUAAAGCUUAGUUACAACAGGAUAUUGCGAAAUUCCAACGGGAACGGGAGUUAGCGGGAAAAAACAUUUGUAUGAAAAAAUCUAAACCGCGUAAGGUAGAUGAAGGGGGUAAAAUGGUAUCCACGCGUACAAAGUCGCGGGCGGCCGCUAGUUGUAAAUAUUUUUACUUAAUAUUGUAACAGUGUUAUUUCUGUAAGCAUCAAGUUAUAUUUCUAAGACCUGUUAUAAGAUGUAUUGCCUUUUUGACAAUAAUAAUCAGUUAUGUUUAAAAUUAAAAAUAUUUCUAGUUGUUCGUUACAUUUUUAAAUGAGAUAAGAAAAAAAUGUGUGGUAAAAUAAAUGAUUGUCGCCUUGGUAGCCAUUCCGCAAUACACUUCUGUAAAAGCGAAUGUAUGUACAACCAAUUUAUCAAUACAUUCCAUUGGGAAAAGACAUUUUCUUUCUAUCUUUUCAUUACAUUCGUUAUGAUAUUACCUCCAAUACACGUACCCUCAUUUUCUGGGCCAGUUGUUCAGGAAUCAGGAAAUUACCUGGGGCAACGAAUGGGAUUUAUCGUUUUGUGUUCAAAUGGACAAUUUUUAGAUAAUGACGAUUUUAUUAGUAGCUUUAUUUUACUGUGGGGUUGGUUUAAAAAAUAAACCUAAUUACCAUACGUUUUUUAUCUAACAAAUAUGAAGGUUUUCAUGAAAAGGCCAAAAAAGGCGAAACGCAUUUUCAUAGUACUGUACUUUUAAGCAUACUUGAUUGUAAAUGAUAAUAAAUUAUAAAAAAGUACAUAUCUGUAUACAUAGUACCUAUUUUUAUAUUUGCAUAAUAUUUUGGUAGGUAAGAGGAUUUUUGAAAGUGAUUUGACUUUAUACCAGCAUUUUUAUAAGAUAUUACCAGCCCCAUCCCUAAUUUUAAAUUUAAGUGAAAAUGUAAAGACGACAGCGCAUCAGGCUUCUGUGUAGUUGUACUAUUUGCUAUUUUGAAACACUUUUUUUUAAAUCUGAACUUGAAGUACUGUCGUCUCUACAUCUUGAAUCAUUUACUGCCUUAUGAUUGUUAAGUACCAUCUGAAUAAAUAAUUUACUCAUUUUA